ACCUCGGCCAAUGAAAAAGUAAGAGAGAGUAGAAAAAAGAGUGGGGGCGUGAGGGGAGGAAGGGGAGCGAAAUGUUUUCAGAGAGCGUGACACACACACACACACACACACAGAGAAAGAGAGAGAGAGAGAUCCCUGAUCCUCAUCAACAAACAGGCGUUUGAGGGACACAAAAAAGGGAAGGGUGAGAGGGAGGGGGGAAAACACGGUCACAUUUUCAGGCACCUGAAAAACGUGCUGGUUAUUUUGGGACGCGUGUUGCCUAUUGAUGAGCGGGGGAGUGUUUAAACUACUUCCACUUCCACACCAAUCAUGUUUUGGUUGUCAGUGUACACGAAGAGCAGCUGAACGCAUCGAGGGGGACCUCACUCACACAGAGACAGAGACAGAGACAGAGCUAAACCUCUUCAGAGUCGACUCACCCCGGGGGAAAUUAUCUGAAUCGAUUAGAGAGACGAUCUUAUUGUGUCUUUCUUUUUUUCCUCGUUUGUUUAUCUAAAACGUUUCUGUUUGAGAUUUUCUUCGCUGGGCGGGUUUGCUCUAGACCAGACCCCAAUGCCCCGUGCACCCUCUUUUUGGUCUGAAGUUUGGGAUACGCUCUAUAUGCCUUGGCAGUUCAUGACUCUAUCACCUGUGUCAACGAAACUCCUCAGUUGCGAACAGCGGCAGAAGAUCCAGCAUUAACCGCCCUAAAUCAUUACACAGCCCGGAGCACCGGACCAGCAAGGAAUCAUGGAGAACAGUCCCGGUGGUGGUGUUAUUUUGUACGCAGGCUCGUCUGGCAGUGCCAGUCCAAGUCCUGGCAGCCCUUCAAGUGGAUACCAGACCCAGUCGCCCUCCUCCCACUCACAGCCUUCAUCCCCAGAGGGUGUCUCCUUUCAGGAGAUUGGAUCCCUGAAGCAGAGAGGGGAACGAGGGGGCAGAACCGCUUCCCCCAAAAUGGUCUUUCAGUUUCCUGAAAUAUCCAAUGCUCCAGUUGCCCAAAUUACGACAGCAUCAUCAGCAACCUACAACCAUCCGACAGUGGCCAAAAGGCCUUGUGGUUUCACUGGCACAUUUACCAAGACCGGAGGUAUGGUGCUUUUGUGCAAGGUGUGCGGGGACAUUGCCUCUGGGUUCCAUUAUGGCGUGCACGCCUGUGAGGGCUGCAAGGGUUUCUUCAGACGCAGCAUUCAGCAGAAUAUCCAUUACAAGAUGUGCGUGAAGAAUGAAAACUGUCUUAUCAUGCGAAUGAACCGGAACCGGUGCCAGCACUGCCGCUUCAAGAAGUGUCUCUCUGUGGGAAUGUCCAGAGAUGCUGUGCGUUUUGGACGUAUUCCCAAGCGAGAGAAGCAGAGACUACUUGAUGAGAUGCAGAGCUACAUGAACAGUCUCAAUGAAUCGGCUUCCAUGGAAAUGGAGGUGUCGUCUCCUCCAGAUGCCCCCUGCAGUCCCCAGAACCAGACGAAUGAAGGGGCUGGUUCCAUACUGCAGUCCUACCGCGGCGAUGAGAAGCCGCUGAAAAUGGCUGCCGGCAACAACAACCUCAGCACUUCCUCAUUCCAGAGCAGUUCAGCGCAGGAAGCUGCCAUGUCGCACCCGACAGUUCAGCACGCAGCUCAGGUAGAGCAGGUGAACCUGACAACGAGCUACCACGUGUCCACAAACUUCCCUCCCACAUCCGCCAGCAGUGAAAGCUCCUCAAACACAAACGUCGACAACGCCAAGUACACCUUCUCAUCCAGUCACAACCAAUGCCCUGUCAGUGGAAACGUGUCAUCUCAGUCCUACACGGCCAAUCAGAACCAUUUCUCCCCCAGUGAUUCCCAGAACCAGAAUUCCUGUCCUUGGAAGCUGAGUGGAGGAGCCAAAGUGCUGGCAUGCCCACUCAACUCAUGUCCCGUGGCUCCGGCCAGUCGCUCCAGUCAGGAGGUGUGGGAGUCUUUCUCCCAGUGCUUCACCCCCGCCGUUAAAGAAGUGGUGGAGUUUGCAAAGAGCAUCCCAGGAUUCCAGACUCUCAGUCAGCAUGAUCAGGUCAUGCUCCUCAAAUCUGGCACCUUCCAGGUUCUUAUGGUGAGGUUCUGCUCAUUGUUUGACCCCAAGGAGAGGACAGUGACAUUCCUCAAUGGCCAGACUUACUCGCUGGCGUCACUCAGAGCUCUUGGCAUGGGCUCCCUGCUGGAUGCCAUGUUUGAUUUCAGUGAGAAGCUGGGAUCUUUGGGCCUGGAGCCAGAUGAGAUGGCACUUUUCAUGGCUGUUGUGCUAGUGUCUGCCGAUCGCUCUGGUAUAGUGGAGGUGGGCGCUGUGGAGCAGCUGCAGGAGAAUCUAAUAAGAGCUCUGCGUUCUCUCAUCACCAGUCGCCGCCCUGAUGACAGCACACUCUUCCCAAAGCUGCUGCUCCGUCUGCCGGACCUGCGCACCCUGAACAACCAGCACUCUGACAAGCUUUUAGCUUUCCGCAUAGACCCGUGAGUUCAGAUGUCUCACAGCUUAAUGAGGUAUCUGGUUGCUCAUUAUGCAAGCCUGACUUGCUACAUUCAGUACACUGGCCUGUGCAUGAUGGACAGCUGAUGCGGGGGCUGUGCCAAGUCUGAUGCUGUGAGAGAGAAGAAAAAUAUCAGUUAACGCAGGCUCAGCAGCAGCAGCAGCAGCAGGAGGUGGCGGCUCCUGAACUUAAACCAAUCUCUCCUCCAGUCGCUUCCAGUUGGGCUGCUAAAAAAACUAUUAAAAACAUCAACUGUCUUCUUCCUUGAGUUUUUUCAAGUCAAACCACCAUCGCUACCUUUUCGUCCAGGAGUUUUUGUUCUGAAGACCAAAAGAGAGAGGCUGUCACUCCUCAUCAGACUUUGUUCUCCCAUCCCAGGACUCAAAGCUAAUAAGAAGGAGGUGCUGACUUUCUCCCAGAGAAAAAGCAAUGGAAGGAUUGCUUACUGUACAUUCUCGCUACAAAUGUAAAAGAAUUUUCCAUGCGUUGAUAAACCUCUUUAAUCAUAUAUAAUAUAGCAAUAGCCAUGUCUAACACACCGUUUGUGUUUGCCCAGUUGAAAUGACAUAAGCUAUUUUCACAACAUGUUACCAUGUGGGAAAUCUUUAUGGAAAUCACCCAUUUGUGAUUGAGAAAUGCAUAACAUUUUUUUAAGAAAGUACAUUGCAUUUGUAUAUGGUAAUCAGGGAGUAAUUAUUGGUCAUUUUUAGACCAUGUCUGAUGACUUGUAUGCUCUGUCUGUAAAUUUUGUACAUAACAAUUAUUCUUGGUUGAUACCCUCAUCUGUUUGAAGAUUCUUGGAUAUGUACAUGAAGUUAGUAUUGAAUUAUCAUCACACAUAAUAGAUUGCUCUGUAGACUGCAAGAGGAAAAGCAGGAUUUUUCAACCAUGUGCUCUGAGUAUGAACUUUUAUUUGGAGAUAUAUGAUUGGAAUAAAUGUAUUUGUCAACUGACUGCAUCAGCUUAUGGAUAUUUUGUAAAUGUUCCAUGAUAACACCAUAGAGUACCAUGAUUAAAUAAUGUUAUAUAGCA
Mugil cephalus (flathead mullet) is the source of this 3496-nucleotide messenger RNA. Its product is annotated as nuclear receptor subfamily 1 group D member 2-like. Bases 733 to 2451 code for a protein of 572 amino acids. Gene Ontology annotation, biological process: hormone-mediated signaling pathway; negative regulation of transcription by RNA polymerase II; positive regulation of transcription by RNA polymerase II. The transcript is spliced from 8 exons. The record is from RefSeq and is a predicted model, not a curated record. Gene Ontology annotation, molecular function: nuclear receptor activity; zinc ion binding; RNA polymerase II cis-regulatory region sequence-specific DNA binding. Lineage: Eukaryota; Metazoa; Chordata; Actinopteri; Mugiliformes; Mugilidae.